Molecule: messenger RNA, 2994 nt
Organism: Gekko japonicus
Lineage: Eukaryota; Metazoa; Chordata; Lepidosauria; Squamata; Gekkonidae
Gene: NLGN3
Product: neuroligin 3
Exons: 6
Coding region: 203-2716 (837 amino acids)
Biological process (GO): presynaptic membrane assembly; chemical synaptic transmission; postsynaptic membrane assembly
Cellular component (GO): cell surface; postsynaptic specialization membrane; synapse
Molecular function (GO): neurexin family protein binding; signaling receptor activity
Source: RefSeq, a predicted model, not a curated record
CCAUUCUCCGAAGAGCUGCUCCUUCUGCAAGGGAGCUGUUGUGGGCAGCCCAGCGGCUCUGAAGAGAAGCCUCCCCGUCACCCCUAGGAUUGCUCUGCCUGCCUGCUCCCCUUGCGGACGACGAUCCCUCUCCAUCAUGGGGGUCCUGUGAGCCCCAGGAGUCUGCUUGAGGCCUGGCUGCCAGUGCUGCCCUUCCCAGACCAUGUGGCGGUCAAUCCUCCAAUGCCCGCUCCUCUUCCCCUUUCUGCAAGUGCCUGACGCAGCUGCCGGCUGGGAGGUGCGCCUGGCCCUGUGGAUUCUCAGCUUCGCCUCCUCCGUGGUGCAGAUGGAGAGCCAGGUGUAUUCGCCCACUGUCAACACGCACUAUGGGAAGCUCCGUGGAGUGCGGGUGCCGCUGCCCAGCGAAAUCCUAGGCCCUGUGGACCAGUACCUGGGGGUGCCCUAUGCAGCGCCUCCCGUUGGGGAGAAGCGGUUCAUGCCCCCGGAGCCGCCAUCCUCCUGGUCAGGGAUACGGAACGCCACCCACUUCUCCCCAGUGUGUCCGCAGAACAUCCACACGGCUGUGCCCGAGAUCAUGCUGCCCAUCUGGUUCACCUCCAACCUGGAUUUUGUGGCCACCUACAUCCAAGAUCCAAAUGAGGACUGCCUGUAUCUCAACAUCUACAUCCCCACGGAGGAUGGCUCCAGCGCUAAGAAACAGGGCGAGGACUUAGCGGAUAAUGACGGGGAUGAAGAUGAAGACAUCCGAGACAGCGGAGCCAAGCCGGUCAUGGUGUACAUCCACGGUGGCUCAUACAUGGAAGGGACAGGCAACAUGAUUGACGGCAGUGUGCUGGCCAGCUAUGGCAACGUCAUCGUCAUCACCCUCAACUACCGUGUUGGAGUGCUCGGGUUUCUGAGUACUGGGGACCAGGCUGCCAAGGGCAAUUACGGGCUGCUUGACCAGAUCCAGGCGCUGCGUUGGAUCAGUGAAAACAUUGUCUUCUUUGGUGGUGACCCCUUGCGUAUCACGGUCUUUGGCUCAGGCAUUGGCGCCUCCUGUGUUAGCCUGCUCACCCUAUCACAUCACUCUGAAGGCCUUUUCCAGCGAGCCAUUAUUCAGAGCGGCUCAGCACUGUCCAGCUGGGCCGUGAACUACCAACCUGUCAAAUACACCAGCAUGUUGGCCGACAAGGUGGGCUGCAACGUCCUGGACACGGUGGACAUGGUGGACUGCUUGCGGAAGAAGAGCGCCAAGGAACUCGUGGAGCAGGACAUCCAGCCAGCGCGCUACCAUGUGGCCUUUGGGCCCGUCAUCGAUGGGGACGUCAUCCCCGACGACCCAGAGAUCCUGAUGGAGCAAGGCGAGUUUCUCAACUAUGACAUCAUGCUGGGUGUUAACCAGGGCGAGGGCCUCAAGUUUGUGGAGUCAGUCGUAGACCAAGAGAACGGGGUCUCAGGCAGCGAUUUUGACUACUCCGUUUCCAACUUUGUGGACAACCUGUAUGGCUACCCUGAGGGCAAAGACACUCUGCGCGAAACCAUCAAGUUCAUGUACACUGACUGGGCUGACCGGGACAACCCCGAGACACGCCGCAAGACACUGGUGGCUCUCUUCACUGACCACCAGUGGGUGGAACCAUCAGUGGUGACUGCUGAUCUCCAUGCCCGCUAUGGCUCCCCCACUUACUUCUACGCCUUUUAUCACCACUGCCAGAGCAUCAUGAAGCCGGCCUGGUCUGAUGCUGCCCAUGGGGAUGAGGUGCCUUACGUCUUUGGGAUUCCCAUGAUUGGCCCCACCGACCUCUUCCCCUGCAACUUCUCCAAGAAUGACGUCAUGCUGAGUGCCGUGGUCAUGACCUACUGGACUAACUUUGCCAAGACGGGGGACCCAAACAAGCCAGUGCCCCAAGACACCAAAUUCAUCCAUACAAAGGCCAACCGCUUUGAAGAGGUGGCUUGGUCCAAAUAUAAUCCCCGUGACCAGCUCUACUUGCACAUUGGCCUCAAGCCACGAGUGCGUGACCACUACCGGGCCACCAAGGUCGCCUUCUGGAAACACCUGGUCCCACACUUGUACAACCUGCACGACAUGUUCCAUUACACAUCGACCACCACCAAGGUGCCGCCGCCCGACACCACCCAGAACUCGCACAUCACGCGUCGGCCCAAUGGCAAGACUUGGAGCACCAAGCGGCCGGCCAUCUCCACCGCCUACACCAGUGAGGGUUCCCAGGAGAAGUGGAAUCCGGAGCAGGACGGGGCAGGCACGCUGCUGGUCGAGAACCCCCGUGACUAUUCCACCGAGCUGAGCGUCACCAUCGCGGUGGGGGCCUCGCUUCUCUUCCUCAACGUUCUGGCCUUUGCCGCGCUCUACUACCGCAAGGACAAACGGCGACAGGACACCCACCGCCAGCCCAGCCCACAGCGCGCCACCACCAAUAAUGACAUUGGCCACACGCCGGAGGAGGAGAUGCCCUCGCUGCAGGCUAACCAGACUCACCACGGGGACUGUGAGGCCGUGCCACCCCACGAUGCCCUCCGUCUCACCGCCUUGCCGGACUACACGCUCACUCUACGCCGUUCUCCGGACGACAUCCCGCUCAUGACGCCCAACACGAUCACCAUGAUCCCCAACUCCCUGGUGGGCCUGCAGACCCUGCACCCUUACAACACCUUUGCUGCCAGCUUCAGCAAUACGGGGCUCCCACACUCACACUCCACAACGCGGGUAUAGCCGCCCAAGUGCCCCGCACUCCCAUGCACAUCCCCCACGCUCACUGGACCUGGCGUGGCGGGGGGCGGACAUGGCCAGCUCCUCCGGCUCGCUCUUUGGGGAUUUCAUUUGUAUCAAGUGCUUUGACUCUCCUCGUGCCCAGCAGGGGCAGCGGGACCCAUCCUGGCCCAAUGGAGGACAGCCCAGCAAGGGCGAGAGUCACCCCACCCUUGGCUCCUGAGUCCAGCCACACACCCUGCACAGAAGGAGAUCCGGAGCCUUUGGGGCUUUCUGUCCUG